UGUGUGUGUGUGUGUGUGUGUGUGUGUGUAUGUGUCAGUCAGAUCAGGAACCACCUCUUGUUUCAAAAGGGUGAUCGUUAUUAUUCUUCCAGUUUUCUUGGGGUGUGUGUGUGUGUGUGUGAGUGAGGAAGAGUUAGUUUGAAUCAUGCAGCAGCAGCCUCUUCUGAAAUCCCAGAACAAACCACUGGAUAUUGGAGAACGAGGUCAGGAACGUCACGGUGCACGAUCUGAGCGAUGGACGUCGUGGACUGAGAGGGUGGAACUUCCUGUAGUGACUCGGCCUGGGCUCGGCCUGACGACCACCACAGUGACCACCAUCACGCAGACGGGGGGAGACUGGAGCACGGGGCUGCUCGACGUGUGGAACGACCUCAGCACCUGCUCGGUUGGUGUGUUUAUGCCAUGUUGUCUGGAUAUGAGUUUGGCUCAUCAGUUUGGAGAGUGUGUGUGUUUGCCCCUGCUUCCUGCCUCCACGUUGGCCAUGCGGGUUGCCAUCAGAGAGCGUUUUAAAAUCAGGGGCAGUAUGUGUGAGGACUGGGUGACGGUUUUCUGCUGCUAUCAUCUCGCCGUGUGUCAGAUGAUGCGGGAGAUGAAGAGAAGGCUGAAGAGACAGACGUACACAGUUACCACUUCACUGGAAAGCUGCUGAGGGACUCUGCGUGUGUGUGUGUGUGUGUGUGUGUGUGUGUGUGUGUGUGUGUGUGUGUGUGUGUGUGUGUGUGUUUGAAAACGGAAGCCUCUGUAUGGAUUUACACUCUCUGUAGUUUCCUCUUGGUGCUUGACUCAGCAGGAAGUGUGUGUGAUGGAGAUGAAAUCGUCUGGUCUCAUCCAAAUAAACAGUUUCAUGGAA
This is a messenger RNA of Silurus meridionalis, 850 nucleotides long. RefSeq names its product PLAC8 like 1 (gene plac8l1). The record is from RefSeq and is a predicted model, not a curated record. The transcript is spliced from 4 exons. Bases 146 to 649 code for a protein of 167 amino acids. Lineage: Eukaryota; Metazoa; Chordata; Actinopteri; Siluriformes; Siluridae.